Messenger RNA from Ochotona princeps (American pika), 1746 nucleotides. RefSeq names its product SH3 domain binding kinase family member 3 (gene SBK3). Gene Ontology annotation, biological process: peptidyl-serine phosphorylation; peptidyl-threonine phosphorylation. Lineage: Eukaryota; Metazoa; Chordata; Mammalia; Lagomorpha; Ochotonidae. The transcript is spliced from 4 exons. The record is from RefSeq and is a predicted model, not a curated record. The coding region runs from base 474 to 1595 and encodes 373 amino acids. Gene Ontology annotation, molecular function: ATP binding; protein serine/threonine kinase activity.
GAGGCAGGCAGAGACUCAGGGAGCGAGUGGAGACACCACGACGGAGACAGGGGGUCGGAGAGCAGAAGGGGACCAAGAGAGGGGAGACAGCAAGGCCAGGGGACCCUGAGACGGGGCAGGGAGAGGCAGAUCCAGCCCACGUCCAGGGGCUGCUCGGAGAGGCGGCAGAAGAGAACAGAGACCCAGGCAGCAAGAGAGAGGACCAGGAGAGGGACCAGGAGAGGGACCGGGAGAGAGACCCUGGCCCCGUGGGAGGAGGGGUACGCAGAGCACCACACACCCGCCCACCCAAGGGUGCUGCACAGGGGGCAGGGCUCGUGGGGCCACCCCACUUACCCUUUCUGCCCUCGGUUCAGCGGCACCUGGCAGAGGAGCUGCUGGGGGGCUCACUCAGAAGUUGGUUGCUGUUGAGAGGAACCUACACAAGGGGUGCCAGCCAAAGGCCCCCUAACUGUAGCAGGGGACCCCCUAAGAUGGAGUUCAGGGAUUCUGAGACUCCCGAGGAUGGGGAUUCAGAGGAGGACACGGCCACAGCCCUGCAGAGGCUGGUGGAGCUGACGGCCACCAGGGUGACUCCUCUGCGGAGCCUGAGCACCCAGUACCGCCUCAUCCGGAAGCUGGGCUCGGGCUGCUACGGGCGCGUGCUCCUGGCAAGGCCUCGCCUAGGGGGUCCCCUGGUGGCCCUGAAGCUGCUGCGGAGGGACACGGUGCUCAGGGCAACCUUCUUGCGGGAGUUCUGCGUGGGCCGUUGUGUCUCCUCACACCCAGGCCUGCUGCGCACCUUCGCGGGGCCCCUGCAGACACCCCAACAUUUCGCCUUCAGCCAGGAGUAUGCACCCUGCGGAGACCUCAGCGGGAUGCUCCAGGAGAGGGGCCUCCCGGAGCUAUUGGUGAAGCGGGUGGCAGCCCAGCUGGCCGGAGCCCUGGACUUCCUCCACGGCCGGGGUCUGGUCCACGCAGAUGUCAAGCCGGACAAUGUGCUGGUCUUUGACUCUACCUGUAACCGUGUGGCCCUGGGUGACCUGGGCCUGACCCGGCCCGAGGGCAGCCCGACGCCCGCCCCAGCAGUGCCCCUGCCCACUGCACCACCCGAGCUCUGCCUGCUACUGCCACCUGACACCCUGCCCCUGCGGCCAGCACUGGACUCCUGGGGCCUUGGGGUGCUGCUCUUUUGUACGGCCACCGCCUGCUUCCCCUGGGAUGUGGCCCUGGCCCCUGACCCUGAGUUUGAGGCCUUUGUUGGCUGGGCAGCUGCCAGGCCCCGGCCCCCUCGACCACCACCGCCUUGGGACCAGUUCACACCACCAGCUCUGGCCCUAUUCCGGGGGCUUCUGGACCUGGAUCCAGAGACGAGGAGCCCACCGCUGGCUGUCCUGGAUGCCCUGGGGGACGACUGGGGGCUGGAUGGAGACAGGGAGGAAGUCAGCGGCCCAGGGGUUGUGUGCUGUGAGGAUGAGGAGGAAGAGGAAGGAGAGGGGGGAUCCAGCUUGGAGGAAUGGACAGACAAGGAAGAGGAGGAGGAGGAAGAGGAGGAGGAGGAGGACGAGGAGGAGGAGGACAGCAGAGGGAUGGCGACAGGUGGGGGAGCUUCCUGACCAGGUGACAGGGACAGGUGGCAGAGCCAGAGCCAAGGGACCUUCCCCCAGUGACACGGCCACCUGGACAACAGACAGCUGCUCCCAGGAGGACAGAGAGGAACACUCUGCACUGUGCCUGCUGCAGGGCUCAGCCAGGAUAAGCAAAUUC